Messenger RNA from Perkinsus marinus ATCC 50983, 1470 nucleotides. RefSeq lists its product as hypothetical. NCBI's taxonomy places the organism in Eukaryota, Perkinsozoa, Perkinsida, Perkinsidae. Bases 1 to 1470 code for a protein of 489 amino acids. The record is from RefSeq and is a predicted model, not a curated record. Gene Ontology annotation, molecular function: protein binding; protein serine/threonine kinase activity. Gene Ontology annotation, cellular component: nucleus. Gene Ontology annotation, biological process: DNA damage checkpoint signaling; protein phosphorylation; telomere maintenance. The transcript has 5 exons.
AUGAAGGUUCUGCAUGAGAAGGCUCUGCCUGCUGCAAUUCAGGCCGAUUCUCAGGGUGUCGAACAGCAUAAGAUGCUUAUACGAGAGCUCUGCAACUUGUGUAUCGACACCAAAUGUGAAGCCGGGGACGCCAACUUCUCGACGCUGGCUUCCUUUCCCAAGCUUCAGAGGCUUAUACGGGGUGGCAGAGGCUCUCCUAAGAUAGUUAUACCACUACAGCAACACAUCGGAUACAACGCACGGUUGGAUUGUGAUGAUGAAGAUUCCGUAGUGGGUGUUGCCAGCUGGGGCCCGAUGGUGAAAAUUAUGUCAAGUAAAGCAAAGCCGAAGAGGAUAGUCAUGUGUGGGACGGAUGGCAGACAGUAUCCCUUUCUGGCCAAACAGGAAUCCAACGGUGAUAUGCGCAAGGAUGCUAGAAUGAUGGAUUUGUUUACUAUGAUAAACCAUAACCUAGAUAGCCAUUCCAAGGAAAGUCGUAAUGCUAACGAUGGCGAAGAGCCAAGAAGCAGUCUUCUCAAGGGAGUUAAACUGCGAACAUAUGCUGUGAUAUGUUUGUCGAGUGCCGCUGCUCUGAUCGAAUGGAUGACGGGUUUCCAGACUAUGCGAGAAUGUAUUUCGACAGCAGCUGCGAGAGUUAUAGAAGAAGAGUCUCCUUUCGUGAAGUUGCUCAAUACGCGGGUUAGGGAUGACAUUUUAGCGCCUAAUGGGGCGACGGCAUUCGCAAGGUUGUUGCGUGAGAACCCUCCUGUGUUGCAGCAUUGGUACUUCGCACUCGCCCGCGAUGCUGAUCAUUGGCUGAAUAUACGCAAUAGGUUUAUCGCCACACAAGCCCUUUGGUGUAUGGUUGGGUAUAUCAUCGGUCUCGGUGAUAGGCAUUGCGAGAAUAUAAUGUUGAGCGAUGUGGAUGGAGAACUCACUCAUGUAGAUUUUGAUUGUAUAUUCGACGCUGGUCACAAGCUGAAAGUGCCAGAAGUGGUGCCAUUUAGGCUGACCAGCAACUGUGUUAGUGCCAUGGGUGCUAAUGGUGUCGAAGGGCCAUUCCGCUGGGUGUGUGUUGAAGCAAUGUCAGUGCUGCGAGCUCAUAAGAAAACUCUUCUAUCUGUGAUGUUUUCCUUUGUUGCGGAUCCCGUAACUCAAUGGGCUACAGCAGCUAGAACCAAGCAGUUCUCAUUACGUGGGGGUAAAACUGAGGCCAACUUGGUAGUGGCACGUGCCAGCGAUAACGCAGAUAGGACGGUGAAGGAGGUGGAACAAAAGUUGUCCGGCGUAGUGUUCCUCGCCAGAGCUGUUACUUCUGAUGGCAGUCACGAUGGGGGUGCUCAAGAUCCUCUGCUGCUCCCUAACGACUUUCAAGGGGAUUUCCGAGGGGCGAGUCUCAGCGUUGAAGGGCAAGUUGACGAGCUAAUUCGAGUUGCGACUAGCACGAAAUAUUUAAUCCGCAUGUACAUCGGCUGGAUGCCUCUCCUUUGA